AUGAUUAUUGAAAGUGACUUUGAAAACUUAAAUUUGCCUUGCCUUGAUAUCAAUCAAUUUAAAGUUAUUAAGAGAAUUGGAAGUGAUGCGUUUACAGAUGUGUACAAAGCUGAAUUAAUAACCUCAAAUUUAAAAAAUUUAGAAAAUUUAAAGUGUGUUGCACUGAAAGUCUUCAAAUCAUUUGAGGAUGGGGCUUCUCGAAAAGCUAUAUUGAAAGAG
Messenger RNA from Racocetra persica, 219 nucleotides. Lineage: Eukaryota; Fungi; Glomeromycota; Glomeromycetes; Diversisporales; Gigasporaceae. The record is from the annotation of a GenBank genome assembly.